UGACCGGCAAAAUGAGCAAAAAAGAAGCCGACGACCGCUUCUCGAAACUGACCAGUGACCCGAGGUUUCGGACCUACCGAAAGGUGGACAAGAAGCUGAAGGUUGACAGCCGCUUCAAGAGCAUGUUCACUGAGAACAAGUUCAAGCUGAAGUAUUCGAUGGACAAGCGAGGCAAAAAUAAGAAACACCUAAUUUCAGACGACUACAAAAAGUUCUACCGACUUUCCGAUGAGGAAGAUGCUGAACAGAAGGACGCUGAACAGGAGAAACAUGAAACUGGUGACGCUCCUUCAACAAAGGAAAAACAAAAUGGGAAAGCAGCAGAAAAGAAUCUAGAGGACAAAGAUGAGGAGGUGGAGCCUUUAGCGGAGAGAAAACUGACCCACAAAAUCGAGGAGGCCACCAGUAGAAUCGCCAUCUGCAAUGCCGACUGGGACCGCAUCAACGCGCAGGACCUCUUUGUGCUGCUGAACUCCUUCAAGAAGGCCACCGGUGACAUACACUACGUGCGCAUCUACUACUCCAAAUUUGGCGAAGAGCGCCUAAAGGUGGAGGAGAUGAAGGGCCCGUCGGAGUUCAUCUUUGGAAAGGCCACCAACAUCGAGGAGAUUAAAGACGAGGAGGAGAAGGAGCACUCGGAAAAUGAAGAUAAGGAUUCAGACGAUGAUAAGGAAAGCGACGAUUCGGAAGACGAAGAAGAGGAAGAGGAAGGGGACGCUGAGGCUGCCGAUCCAAAGGCCGUUGAGAAGCUGCGAAAGUACCAACUUGAGCGUCUUAAGUACUUUUACGCCGUCGUCGAGUUUGACUCACCGGAGACGGCGGAGGUAGUGUACAACGAACUGGACGGCCUGGAGUACGAGACCAGCUCCACCACGCUGGACAUUCGAUUUGUGCCCGAGGAGAUGGACUUUGAGGACGUGAAGCUGAAGGAGGAGUGCACCUCGAUGCCCGAUCAGGCCAGCUACCAGGCGCCCAACUUUGUGAACAGUGCCCUGCAGCAGAGCCACGUCACGCUGACUUGGGACGAAACUGACCACCGGCGAAAGACGGCUUUUGAUAAGGCCUUCGAGAAGGAGGGCAACGAGGACGACCUGAAGGCCUAUCUGGCGACGUCCUCUUCUGAAGAAGAGGAUGACGAGGUGGCCGAGAUUGACGAUGACCUGAAGGACGAGGAGAAGAUCAACAAGUACAAGGACCUGCUGAAGUCGCUGGACAAGAAGGACGACGAUGACGUGGAGAUGGAGGUCACCUGGGAUCCCUCGCUGAAGGCGAAUGCCGAAAAUCGAAUCAACAAAAAGGGAGGUGAUGCGUCUAAGGCUUCAGCUACCAAUAAGCCGAAUGACGACGACUACUCUGCCGAUUCGGAGGACAACGAUGAAGAGGAGGAGGCGGACGCUACAAUUGAGGACAAUCAGGAUGAUCAGCUGGUGAGCAGCGACUCGGAGGCAGAGAAGAAGGCAGAAAAGAGCAGCAAAGACGCCUCCAAGGACAAGUACAAAAAGUGGAAGAAGAAGCGGGCGGCGAAGAAGGCGGCGGCUGAGGCGGCUGCCAAGGGCGCCAACUCCGAGGACGCCUCCAAUUUGGAGCUCCUCAUGGUGGACCUGGGCGGCGGAGGAGACAAGGGCGACAGGAAGCACUUCAAUUACAAGGAAAUUGUGGAGAACUACAGCAAAAAGGGAAAGUCAAAGGAUGCGACUGCUGCUGAUCAGCCCAAGGACUCAUUCAAGUUUGACGCUGAUGACCCUCGCUUCGGAGCCAUCUUCACCUCGCACCUCUACAACGUCGACCAGUCAGAUCCGAGCUUCAAGAAGACGGAAGCCUUUGAUCAGAUUCUCAACAAGCGAACAAGUAAGGCGGCGGCGCUGAUCAAGGAUGAGAAGAGUGCUGUCGCGCAAAUGGAAAGUGCCAAACCAGCCAAAAAUGCUGCUAAAUCGUGGAGUAGUCUGGCGAAUCGGGUGAAGAGUAAAGCUGCAUCUGCUGCUGUCGCCAAUGACCGAAAGCGGACAUUGACGAAAGCAGAAGUACAACAGAAUAUCACUUGCUAA
Rhagoletis zephyria (snowberry fruit fly) is the source of this 2045-nucleotide messenger RNA. The record is from RefSeq and is a predicted model, not a curated record. Lineage: Eukaryota; Metazoa; Arthropoda; Insecta; Diptera; Tephritidae.